Molecule: messenger RNA, 2516 nt
Organism: Nicotiana tabacum (common tobacco)
Lineage: Eukaryota; Viridiplantae; Streptophyta; Magnoliopsida; Solanales; Solanaceae
Source: RefSeq, a predicted model, not a curated record
GACAGAAGAGCUCUGACGAGCAGCACAUCCCAAGGUCCACCACUAGGGUGGUGUACGAUAUUUUUAGCACAUUAACCAUAUCUUGCAAUCAAUAUAUUACCCUCACAUUAUCUUGUUCGUCAAUUUCGUACGAAGGGUAUGAUGGAGAAGCCCUUAUACCGUCUUCCUCAAUUCCAUCAAAUAGAGCAGCUUUCUUGCCACGUUCCCUUCGAGAAUUCGCAUCUAUCAAAAAAGCAUGAUUGGCUGAAACUAUUAACAGAGGGCAUAUAUCUAGACUAUUUCGCAUAGUUCAGGGCGCAAGCUUGAAUCUUUUCUCAUUAUUACAUUUUGGAGACAUGGCACCAAACCGUGCUAAUCAGUUCAAUUAGUCAAAAAUUCCUAAAGGUUUUCUGAAGUAUCUAAAGGGACAUGAGCAUGAACAUGCAGUACUGAGAAGGGCGGAUAAAUACUGGCUGGUGAAGGUGAACGCCUAUCGAUUCAAAGCGGGUUGGGCAGAAUUUGCGAAAGAGAAUGAUUUGCAGUUGGGAGAUAUAUUGGUGUUCAGAUAUGAAGGAAACAUGGAGUUUGAGGUAAUGAUCUUUGAUUCAAGUCACUGUAACAGAGAAUAUGCGGAGUAUUUGCAAGAAGAAGAAGCAGCAGCAACACAUACUUUUGGAGAGGCUUCCAAGAAUUUUGAAUUUGAAGAUACAAACAACUAUGCCUCAAUCCCAAGUGGGGAUCAACUAUAUGAAUCCUCUCCAUCCAUGUCGUGCUAUUUAAUCCAUUCAAGAAAUACCGACGAUGUAAUAGAAAUACCAAGCCCCGGCAUCAAGUUGUCAGACGAGGAUUCUUCACAUGCGGAAGCUGCUAGUGACAAGCAUGUUGGUCAUUCUCAUUUUGUAUGCACUAUUAAACCAUAUUGCCUAACAUAUGGCUACUUGUACCUUCCUCAACAAUUUGCAAAUGGUCUCUCCAACAAGAAGGGCAAUUUGAUUAUAAGAGAUGAAAGACAAAGGUUAUGGAAUUUAAAGCUAAGUUCCGAUUACAAAAAACGAGUCCGUAUUGGAGAUGGCUGGCGUAAAUUCAUUGCUGAUAAUCGGUUAAAGGAGGGAGAUCGUAUUGUGUUUGAAGUUGUAACUGAUGAAGAGACAUCUAUAUGGAAAUUUCAUGUUGUUACUAAUGCAAAAACUCCAAUGAGGAAGUUUCAGGGAGGUCACGGGCUCGAGCCGUGGAAACAACCACUUGCAGAAAUACCAAGCCCCGACAAUGUAGUAGAAAUACCAAGCCCCGGUAUCAAGUCGUCAGACGAGGAUUCCUCACAUGCGGAAACUGCUACUGACAAGCAUGUUGGUCAUUCUCAUUUUGUAUGCACUAUUAAACCAUAUUGCCUAACAUAUGGUUACUUGUACCUUCCUCAACCAUUUGCAAAUGGUCUCUCCAACAAGGAGUGCGAUUUGAUUAUAAGAGAUGAAAGACAAAGGUUAUGGAAUUUAAAGCUAAGUUCUGAUUGCAAAAAUCGAGUCCGUAUUGGAGAUGGCUGGCGUAAAUUCAUUGUUGAUAAUCGAUUAAAGAAGGGAGAUCGUAUUAUGUUUGAAGUUGUUACUGAUGAAGAGUCUAUAUGGAAAUUUCAUGCUGUUACUAAUGCAGAAACUCCAAUGAGGAAGUUUCAGGCAAAUGCUACAGAAAAACCAGAACCCAACAUCAUGUCAUCAUACAAGGCUUUCCCCGAUGUAGAAGCGGCCAAGGACAUGCCUCUGUCUCACCCUGAUCAUUUCAUUUCUACUGUCAAACCCCAUCACAUUUCAAAAUGUAGGAUGCAUGUUCCAAAACUAUUUGCGAGAGAAAAUGGCCUCAGCAACAGGCAAUGUACGAUAGUGAUAAGAGAUUAUGAGCAAAGGUCAUGGGAAUUUAGGCUGUAUUCCUCCUGUGCUGGCAGCACUUUCAUUGGAGGGGAAUGGCGUAAAUUUUGCGCUGCUAAUUUCUUAAAGGAAGGAGAUUGCAUAAUGUUUGAGAUAUUUGCCAAGGGAGAGAAACCUAUAUUGAAAUUUUAUGAUUUGAGAGCAAAUGCAUCACUUCAGCCCGAAGAAUGGAAGCCUAAUUUGGAUGCUAAAAGAGUUUCCACUUAAUGAAUCUUGUUUAAUACAGGACAACCUUAACAGAAGAGAAUAGGCCUCGGGAUUGGGUGAAAUGAUGGUGAAGCUUAAUAUACAAUUGCAGACAUGUCGCCACAGUUGAUAGUUUCAGGGUCCUUUUGCUUGAAUUGUACGUAGAUCGUUAAGAAUUGUUCUAACUCCUACUGCUUCACAAGCUACUUCUGUUGUCGAGCUAUAUUCUGCUUCUGCUGAAGAUAAUGCCGUUGUCUUUUGAAGACACUUUUGCACUUUCAUCACUGCUAAAAUUAUUUUUCAAUAUUUGGCUUUCAGAGAUUUCAACUCUAGAGAUAAUUUAGUUUACCUAUUCUGAUCGUUGAUAUAGGCUAAUGGCGGAUUCAUGUAAAUUAUUGUAUUUCUUCUACAGAGUUCUCUUUUUCAUAUGAA